CAAUAUUUACCAGGUAGGAUUUUAUUUUACAUGAUUCUUCCUGCAGAUGUUACCGGGAGGGCAAGAUUAGCUGAUUUUGGCAUAAGCAGACGCUUACUCAAAGGCCAAACAACUUUACGUACACGCAGUGCAGGAACCAAAUGCUGGAUGGCCCGAGAGACUUUAGCAGAAGAAUCUGUGAUAUCAUACAAGUCAAGCACAGACAUCCAGGUUGCAGGCAUGCUGGUUUAUUAUAUCCUCUCUGGAGGCCACCAUCCAUUUGGCAAAUCCUUUGAAUGCGAGUCCAACAUUUACUAUGGGAAGUACAGUUUGGAUCAUGUUCAAGAUGUGGUGGCAAAGGAUCUCAUUGAGUGGAUGAUCAACAAAGACCCAAAGGACAGACCCAAAGUAGAAGAAUGCUUAAACCAUCCCUUCUUCUGGACUUCUGAAAAGAAAACUGAAUACUUGAGAAAGAUCGGUAACAGAGAUGAUGUCGCAAACUAUAAAAAGGCUGAACAGGAGCUGAUUGAUUCUGUAGAAAAAUGUGCUGUGGACGGAUCCUUUAAGCAGUGGAAAAAUAAGGUGACUGUAACAUCAAAUAUCAAAUGUCUAGAUUCCUAAAAUCCGCUUCAUAA
Molecule: messenger RNA, 614 nt
Organism: Haplochromis burtoni (Burton's mouthbrooder)
Lineage: Eukaryota; Metazoa; Chordata; Actinopteri; Cichliformes; Cichlidae
Product: serine/threonine-protein kinase/endoribonuclease IRE1
Exons: 3
Coding region: 31-600 (189 amino acids)
Biological process (GO): protein phosphorylation; IRE1-mediated unfolded protein response; intrinsic apoptotic signaling pathway in response to endoplasmic reticulum stress
Cellular component (GO): IRE1-TRAF2-ASK1 complex
Molecular function (GO): ATP binding; protein serine/threonine kinase activity; RNA endonuclease activity
Source: RefSeq, a predicted model, not a curated record